Molecule: messenger RNA, 999 nt
Organism: Cricetulus griseus (Chinese hamster)
Lineage: Eukaryota; Metazoa; Chordata; Mammalia; Rodentia; Cricetidae
Source: RefSeq, a predicted model, not a curated record
AUGGACAGCCAGGGCAGGAAGGUGGUGGUUUGUGACAAUGGCACUGGGUUUGUGAAGUGUGGAUAUGCAGGCUCUAACUUUCCGGAACACAUCUUCCCAGCUUUGGUUGGAAGACCUAUUAUCAGAUCAACCACCAAGGUGGGAAACAUUGAAAUUAAAGAUCUUAUGGUUGGUGAUGAGGCAAGUGAAUUGCGCUCAAUGUUGGAAGUUAAUUACCCCAUGGAGAACGGAAUAGUGCAAAAUUGGGAUGACAUGAAACACCUGUGGGAUUACACAUUUGGACCAGAGAAACUCAACAUAGACACCAGAAACUGCAAAAUUUUACUCACAGAACCGGCUAUGAACCCAACCAAAAACAGGGAGAAGAUUGUAGAGGUAAUGUUUGAAACUUAUCAAUUUUCUGGUGUGUAUGUAGCCAUCCAGGCAGUUCUGAGUUUGUAUGCUCAAGGUUUAUUGACCGGUGUAGUAGUAGACUCUGGAGAUGGUGUGACUCACAUUUGCCCAGUGUAUGAAGGUUUUCUUCUCCCUCACCUUACAAGAAGGCUUAAUAUUGCUGGGAGGGAUAUUACCAGGUAUCUUAUCAAGCUGCUCCAGUUGCGGGGAUAUGCCUUCAACCAUUCUGCUGAUUUUGAGACAGUUCGUGUGAUUAAAGAAAACCUUAGUUACAUGCCUUACAAUAUUGAGCAAGAACAGAAAUCUGAAUUUUACAAACACAUUGUGCUUUCUGGAGGCUCAACUAUGUAUCCUGGCCUGCCAUCAAGGUUGGAACGAGAGCUUAAACAGCUUUACAUAGAACGAGUUCUAAAGGGAGAUGUGGAAAAAAUAUCUAAAUUUAAGAUCCGAAUUGAAGAUCCACCCUGCAGAAACCACAUGGUGUUUCUGGGUGGUGCAGUCCUGGCAGACAUCUUGAAAGAUAAAGACAACUCUUGGAUGACUCGACAAGAGUACCAAGAAAAGGGUGUACUUGUGCUGGAGAAACUCAAUGUGCCUGUUCAAUAA